Dendrobium catenatum is the source of this 856-nucleotide messenger RNA. Its product is annotated as ribosomal protein S3, mitochondrial. Gene Ontology annotation, molecular function: structural constituent of ribosome. Lineage: Eukaryota; Viridiplantae; Streptophyta; Magnoliopsida; Asparagales; Orchidaceae. Gene Ontology annotation, biological process: translation. The record is from RefSeq and is a predicted model, not a curated record.
GCGGGAACAACAAAAACAACCAUCUCGCUUUUUCCUUUCUUCGGUGCUACCUUUUUCUUUCCAAGGGAUGGGGUUGGGGUUUCUAAUAACCUUUUUUUGGAGUAUGCCCGGGAACAACUCCAGGGUCAAUUAAGGAUCAAAUGUUGGAACCUCAUGGGUCAGGAUAAGGUAAUAGAAUUGAUAGAGAAAUUCAUAGACCUAGGUGGGAUAGGAGAAUUUCAAAAGAGAAUUGAGAUGAUGAUAGAGAUCAUACUGAGAAACAGAAGAAUUCCGUACGGUUACAACUCUUAUUUGAACGAAGUGCAAAAAAUGCGAUCUUUUUUGUCUAAUAGAACAAAAACGAAUACCUUAAUGGAGUCGGUAAAGAUCAAAUCUGUUUAUCAAAGUGCUUCUCUGAUUGCUCAAGACAUCUCUUUUCAACCGAGGAACAAUCAAAUCUCAUUUCGUUCAAUUUUUAGUCAAAUAGUUCAGGAUAUUCCAUUAAGAAUGCCUCAAGGGGUUGAGGGGAUACGUAUUUGUUGUUCAGGUCGAUCAGGAGGUGCGGAAAUAGCUAGAACUGAAUGCGGAAAGUAUGGAAAAACAUCUCGUAAUGUAUUUCACCAGAAAAUAGAUUAUGCUCCUGCGGAAGUAUCUACUCGUUACGGAAUUUCAGGUGUCAAAGUGCGGAUCUCAUACAGUAAAAAUCAGAAGGGACGUGCUAUAUCCGAAACGUACGAAAUUUAGUAAAUAUCGUAAAGGCAGAUGUAGUAGGGGUCGCGAACCGGACGGUACACAACUUGGUUUUGGAAGAUAUGGCACCAAAAGUUGUAGAGCUGGUCGUCUUUCAUAUCGAGCCAUUGAAGCAGCGCGUCGGGCU